ACUCUAUAUAAACAUAUGCCCUUUGGUCUGUUCUGUACUGCAAUUUGGGAGAAACCUGAGCUGAUAGCCAUGUCUGCCUUUCGGUCUUUCUUCAUGUGCUUUGUGGUAGCUGCCGCUAUUGUGAUCCCUAUAUCUGCACAACUCUCUCCUGAUUUUUAUGACAAGUUGUGCCCGCAGGCAUUGCCCACCAUUAGAUCAAUUCUCAAAAAGGCAAUCUAUCAUGAGCCACGCCUUGGAGCAUCACUGCUUCGAGUGCACUUCCAUGACUGUUUUGUGAAUGGUUGUGAUGCAUCAGUUCUGCUAGACGACACCCCCAACUUCAUUGGUGAGAAGACAGCCGGGCCCAAUCUCAAUUCCCUUAGGGGUUUUGAAGUGAUAGAUGAAAUCAAAGAAGCCGUUAACUCAGCUUGCUGUGGCAAUGUGGUGUCAUGUGCAGAUAUCCUAGCUGUUGCAGCUCGCGACUCUGUUGCCAUUUUGGGAGGUCCAUCAUACCAAGUAUUAUUGGGCAGAAGAGAUGCAAGAACAGCAAGUCUUAACGAUGCAAACAGCAAUCUCCCACGUCCAAUUUUUGACUUCCCAGCGCUUCUCUCGAACUUUCAAAAUCAUGGGCUAGAUCUAAAUGACCUUGUUCUGCUCUCAGGCGGCCACACCAUUGGCCUUACCCGUUGCACCAAUUUCAGGGACAGGAUCUACAACGAGACCAACAUAAAACCCAAGUUUGCUGCCUCCUUGCGUGGGAUAUGCCCUAAAGAGGGAGGAGAUGACAACACAGCAACUCUAGAUGCUACAACAGCAAACUUCGACACAGAGUACUUCAAAGACUUGCUGAAACUAAAGGGUCUCCUCCAUUCUGAUCAGGAGCUCUUCAAGGGUGUUGGCAGUGCUAGCGAUGGUCUAGUGCAAUACUACAGCAACAACCCAGGAGCCUUCUUUGCAGACUUCGGUGUUUCCAUGAUCAAAAUGGGCAACAUGAAGCCUCUCACUGGAUCUGACGGAGAGAUCAGGAUGAAUUGCCGGAAAAUCAAUUAACUAGGACUACAUUAUCAUUAUCAUGUGGGUAAUACAACAAAUAACCUGGAGAAUUGUUUGUGUAAAUCUCCAUCUCCUUCAGUUUCCCAGAGUGUAACUUCAGCUUAUUUCUUCUCUUCUCCUCACUCUCCCCAAGGGCCCAAGUCCAUGUCAAAAUCAUGUUGUCUUCUGUGAUAUCCAUUUCAUGGAUUCACAACUUUGUUAUGUACUACCUUAUUGUAUUGUUCGGUGAAAGAAAUGAGAAAACCACUUGUCCA
Vitis riparia (riverbank grape) is the source of this 1286-nucleotide messenger RNA. Its product is annotated as cationic peroxidase 1-like. Gene Ontology annotation, molecular function: heme binding; peroxidase activity. The record is from RefSeq and is a predicted model, not a curated record. Gene Ontology annotation, biological process: hydrogen peroxide catabolic process; response to oxidative stress. The coding region runs from base 16 to 1029 and encodes 337 amino acids. The transcript has 3 exons. Lineage: Eukaryota; Viridiplantae; Streptophyta; Magnoliopsida; Vitales; Vitaceae.